Didymodactylos carnosus is the source of this 1557-nucleotide messenger RNA. The record is from the annotation of a GenBank genome assembly. NCBI's taxonomy places the organism in Eukaryota, Metazoa, Rotifera, Eurotatoria, Philodinida, Philodinidae.
AUGAGCAACAAUAACGACAUUUAUGAUGUAUCUCUAGUACCAGACAAUGUGUUUACAUUGGAUGGUAAUGAUUUUUAUCAAUUAGUACAAUCACUAGUCGGUGAAACUGUUUGUGAGAUUCUCAGAAUACAAUCAAUAAAUUCCACAAGAUCAUUUUUGAAUACUGACGAUGUGUUAGAAAUUUUUAAAUAUGAUUCGCCUGAUUUAAUUAGUAUUAAAAAUAAAUCAUGUCACAAAAUGACGAAUGGUCAUUAUAUUAUUAAAGCUGGAAUUCAAAGCAGUUUAGCAUAUUUAACAAAAUUAUUAGAAAUAAAACAAGAUCAGCAACAAUCCAUCAUGAAUAAUGACAAUAAUAAUAGUAAUGAACAAACAUUGCCAUAUGAAAUUAUAAAUAACAAUUCAAUGUUAAGAUCAUUAUUUUCUUGGUACGAACAAAAUGAAAAUAUGAGUAAUAGCAAUAGCAAUAGCAAUGACAAACAAAUAUUUUUGUCAUCAUUUAUUGAUAACAUAACGAAGAACCUUUCAAAACCAAAACAUAAUUACCGAUACAACGAAUCUAUUAAACGUUUUGCUGUAGCAUUAUUCAUAUUAGGUGGUAAAUUAACAUAUGAAUUUGUUAGAAUGAAUUUGAUUGCUGCUGCAUUACCAACUAUUCCAACAUUAAAUAAUUUGAUAUUAAAUGCAAAUCUUAGAGUAGCAGAAGCAGAAUUUAGAUUUGAUGCAUUACAGCAACAUUUAUUAUCAAUUCAUACAAAACUUGGUUUUGUAUCAGAAGAUUGCACCGGUGCUAUAAGAAAAAUAAAAUAUGAUGUAACAACUAAUUCAUUUGUCGGUUUUGCAGCACCACUCGCUAAUGGAGUCCCAAUUGCUCAAUUUUAUCAAACAGAUUCUUACAAACAACUAAAAUCAUGGUUCGAUACAAUUGAUAAAGGACCAUUAUUAAACGUACAUAUGUUUCAACCAUUACCAUCCAAUAAUACAAGUUCAUCAAGUUCAUUUUUAUUAUCUGGUUAUGGUGUUGCUGAUACAUAUACAUCAAAUGAUAUUGUUCGUCGUUGGAUUUCUAUUUUUGAGAAUUGUUUUCAAAAACAAAUUCGUAUUAUUGGCUUUUCAAGAGGUGUUAUUCUAUUUCUUAAUGAUGAUAACAAAUAUAUGAGAGCAAUGCGUUUAAUGAGUGGAUUCUUUGCAUCUCUUCCAAAUAUGAAAUUACAUCAGCGACCAGAAGCAUUUGAAAUACAUUUACCAUCAAAAUGGCCGUGGUUUUAUCUUCGACGACAACAAUUAUUAUUAUUUCUACAGGAUCCGACAUAUUUAGCUACAAAGUGGAGAAAUCGUUUAUUAUCUUCAACAGCACAACUCAUGAUGGGUCAACAAUUAAUUUCCAUACAGCAUUUGCAAGAUAUUAUUGAUAGUGACGCAUAUUCUAAACGUGAUCAUGGUCUUGUUCGGACAGAUAUUAAUCCUAAAGACAGACAAAAUUAUCGUUCUUGUGAAAAACUGACAUCAAAUGAUUUGUUACAUAUUGUACGUAGUAAUCCCAAGACAUCAGGAACAUUU